Messenger RNA from Girardinichthys multiradiatus, 1668 nucleotides. RefSeq names its product transcription factor B1, mitochondrial (gene tfb1m). Gene Ontology annotation, biological process: rRNA methylation; transcription initiation at mitochondrial promoter. Lineage: Eukaryota; Metazoa; Chordata; Actinopteri; Cyprinodontiformes; Goodeidae. The transcript has 8 exons. The record is from RefSeq and is a predicted model, not a curated record. Gene Ontology annotation, molecular function: rRNA (adenine-N6,N6-)-dimethyltransferase activity; mitochondrial transcription factor activity. Bases 84 to 1142 code for a protein of 352 amino acids. Gene Ontology annotation, cellular component: mitochondrial matrix.
CCUAUUGUAUAUCGACACCGUGACGUAUAAGGAAGAGCACAGAAGAAAAACGGGACACUGGGGACAAACUAUUCACUCGCACAAUGGCAGCUUCGAGGAAAGUGGGAUCUUUGCGCCUGCCUCCCCUGCCGUCGGUGGGUGAGCUGAUAAAGCUGUACAACCUGAGAGCAGAGAAGCAGCUUUCCCAGAACUUUCUGCUGGACUUGAAGCUCACAGACAAGAUUGUUCGCCAGGCUGGCAGUUUAAGGGGUGCCCACGUCUGUGAGGUGGGUCCCGGUCCCGGUGGUCUCACCCGCUCCAUUCUUAAUGCGGAAGCGGCAGAUGUGCUAGCUGUGGAGAAAGAUUCACGCUUCAUCCCUGGACUGAAGCUUUUGUCUGAGGCAGCACCAGGCAGGCUGAGGAUUGUUCAUGGGGACAUUCUCACCUACAGGAUGGAUCGAGGAUUCCCAGCAGCUAUCUCAAAGCCUUGGGAGGAAGACCCACCAAACCUUCACAUCAUUGGGAACCUACCAUUCAGUGUCUCAACCCCGCUCAUCAUCAAAUGGCUGGAAAAUAUAGCGGACAGGACAGGGCCGUUCGCCUUCGGACGCACCCGACUCACCCUCACGUUCCAGAAAGAGGUGGCAGAGAGGUUGACAGCCAGCACCGGCAGCAAACAGAGAAGUCGUCUGUCCAUCAUGGCUCAGUAUCUCUGCACCGUCCACCAGUGCUUCGUCAUCCCUGGGCGAGCAUUUGUUCCCAAGCCAGAGGUGGACGUGGGAGUAGUUCACUUCACCCCUCUGGUCGAGCCUCAGAUUCAACGGCCCUUCAAGCUGGUGGAGAAAGUCGUCAGGAACGUUUUCCAGUUCCGUCGGAAGCACUGCCAUAAAGGAGUGGAAAAGCUGUUUCCCGAGGCAUGCCGCUCAGAGCUCACGCAGGAGAUUAUGCAGAAGGCAGACGUGGACCCUGUUCUGCGCCCAACUGAGCUCACCAUACACCAUAUAAGGGCCUUAACUGAUGCCUACGCUCACCUCUGCACCAAUGACCCCAGCCUGUUUACCUAUGACUUCAGAGAAGAACUCAGACUGAGGCACCUAAGGAGGAACCAACACACUCCAGUGGAUUCAUUUAAGGAGAUGCCCAGUGCUCCACAACCUUGCUGAAAACAAGCCUGAAAACCAAAAGGAACCCACUAAUAGCCCCUGUUAGCACCGAAAGACAACACAUUGCUCUUAGCCUUGACAUUUCCACCUGGCAUAGACAUGCAUUUUUAAACAAUCUCUCUGCACACAGGGAGAAAUAAGUCAUUUGGAACACAUGAAUGGUGUAGAAGCACUAUUUUCCUUCCAUGCAUUUCUGGAGAGAGAAAGAAAGCAGCUAGUUACCCACAGUAGCUCCUAGCGAGUAAGUAUCUCUUUAUGUCCAAUUUCUUUCUUCAUUUCUAUCUAACACCUUGUCCUGUGGGAGCUGAAGGAAAUGUCAGUGCUUUCAGGGUGAUUUAGAGAACGGGAACAUGGCAGCUCCACAUCCAGGACAUUUUUUUUUUCCCCUUCAAGUGUGUAUUGCUCCGUCACUUGGGAGACGGAGCUUAAAGGGCUGCAGAAAUUGCUGUGAAUUUGUCAGCUCAAAUAAAAAAAACCUGACAACAUAAGGAUCAGAACCCAAAUAAAAAAAGGUUUUUGUUGAAAA